UCCGUCCCUUUACUGUAUCGGCCGGGAGCUAAAUACUUGACUUUCAAUGAGAUCUCUGCACUAACAAGCGUCGCUCUCGAAAAUAUUUGCUAUUAUGCGACACCCGCUCGAGAAAUCGAGUUAACUCUCACAUUAAAAUUCAUAUUCCGAGCGAGAUGAACGCAAAUAUUUUUCUAGUUUUAACGCCCGUAUUGUCUUACCGGUUUUUACCAGAACAUGAAGUAAAUUAUAAUCCGAUAAGUUUACAACAUACUUAUACACCUAAUAUAGAAGAAGUACCUCAUCAUGUGCUUAUAAUAUAUAGCAAUUUGUUCUGUUCGGGAAGUCUUGUUAGCAGCAUUACCGUGGUCACCGCAGCGAGUUGCUUUUGGAAAAAUACUGACGAGAAAGUCAUGGUAAAAGUUGGUAGCAAUAUUCUUUCUGAUGGGAAAAACAUUUAUAACGUUGAUUCAAUUAAAAUACACGAAUAUUAUAAACAUUUGGGCGAUACGGACAAUGAUAUCGCGCUACUUCUACUUAAAAAUCACGUUUCAUUUAGUACAGGCGUAAAAAAAAUUAUCCUCGUGGAGCCAGAGACCGUGUUACGAGAGAAUACAGUAAUGACAGUAUCUGGAUGGAGUACAUCUAAACUUACCCCAAAAGUAGGAAAUAUGUUACUGUGGUCAGAGAUGGUGGUAAUAAAUAGAAACGACUGUGUUCGUAACUAUGGACGACUCAUUACGCCGUCGAACUUUUGUGCGAAAUAUAACUUAGUAAGACGUCUAUACGACAAUGGUGGCCCUGCGGUGUAUCAAGACCUUCUUGUUGGUAUUAUGUCUUUCGGAAAUGCUGAACCAAAGGAACCGUACUUAGCUGUAUUUACAAAUAUUUCGUACUUUUACAGGUGA
Papilio machaon (common yellow swallowtail) is the source of this 887-nucleotide messenger RNA. Its product is annotated as trypsin-5. Bases 156 to 887 code for a protein of 243 amino acids. NCBI's taxonomy places the organism in Eukaryota, Metazoa, Arthropoda, Insecta, Lepidoptera, Papilionidae. The record is from RefSeq and is a predicted model, not a curated record. Gene Ontology annotation, biological process: proteolysis. The transcript is spliced from 6 exons. Gene Ontology annotation, molecular function: serine-type endopeptidase activity.